CUGCCACUGCUGCUGUACCUGCACGGCGCUGGGGAGUCGGGACGCGAGCUGCGCGAUCUGAUUUCCGAGGGUGCGACCGGCACGCCGCCGGUCGAGCUCGAGCACGGCACCGCGCUGCCCUUCCUCGCCAAGCACUUCAUUGUCGUUGCGCCGCAGACGGACCACGGCUGGCGCCCCGCCGAGGUGAACAAGUUCCUCGACUUUCUGCUAUCGAGCAGGGCCGGCCUGCCGAUUGACGCGGCGCGCUGCUAUGUGACUGGGCACUCCAUGGGCGGCGGCGGCGCCCUCCAUGCCGCAGCAGCCAAGCCGUCUCGCUGGGCUGCCGUGGUUGCCGUGGCGCCGGCGGGUGCUCCGCGUGCCGCGGAUCUGGCGACGACGCCCGUCUGGUGCUUCCACGGCAAGAACGACGUGGUGGUGCCGUCGGGGAUCAGCGAGCAUCUGGUGCAGCGGCUGCGGACGGGCGGCGCCGACGAGGGCAACGCCAAGCUCACGCUGUACGAUGCUGCGCCUGCGCCGAAGGGGUGGCCCGCCUACGACGGGCACGGCUCGCCGAUGCCUGCGUACGCGACCCCCGACCUCUGGCGCUGGCUCCUGGAGAAGCGG
Molecule: messenger RNA, 603 nt
Organism: Emiliania huxleyi CCMP1516
Lineage: Eukaryota; Haptophyta; Isochrysidales; Noelaerhabdaceae
Exons: 1
Source: RefSeq, a predicted model, not a curated record